Messenger RNA from Ostreobium quekettii, 576 nucleotides. NCBI's taxonomy places the organism in Eukaryota, Viridiplantae, Chlorophyta, Ulvophyceae, Bryopsidales, Ostreobiaceae. The record is from the annotation of a GenBank genome assembly.
AUGGCUGGCACAAGGUCCCUUGCUCUCGGGAACGCCAGCGUUCGGGGACGCGUGUGCGUCGGUAUGCGGCGCAUCGCGGUGUCGUGGAUUGCCUGCUCUGGCUCUGUAGUCGCCCGCUCUCUUCGAUCAGCGCUGGAUGCAAGCCUAGACUCGAAAAAGGAGAACUCGUAUUACUAUGCGCACCAGAGAAGGACAACAGGUGAAGAGCCAGCCCCUGCCCCUGUUCACCGCGUCAUACACCGCUCGACGUCACAGGUGAUGGACCAAGUGGAGGCAGUGUUCAGCUACCAGUUCAGGGAUGGGAGCAAGGUUGCGAAGGUGUAUGUGCCCAUGGAAGGCGUCGGCGACCUCCCUGACGACUUGAUCGAAAGCAGCUUCACGGAGAAGAGCAUGAACCUCCAGAUCCGCGGCGUGAAGCAGAACAGGACGAUGCAGCUGUCCGUGGCGGAGCUGGAUGGGGAAAUCGUUCCUGAGGGCUGCUACCACAAGAAGCUCGCCAACAAGGUCGUGGUGACACUGAAGAAGAAGCCCUCAGAAGACGGCCACUGCAGCGUCUGGACCAAGCUGAGGAGGUAG